AUGCAUUACUCUACCCUCAUCGCUGCUGCUCUGUCAGUCGCCUCUGUCAACGCUGCCCCCAACAACAAGCUUCCCUGCCGAAGCCUGGAUCAGUGCAAUGUUGCCACCAUCACCUCUGGUUCCCAGUGCGGUCUUGUUGGUUACCGCACCAACGCCGACGCCAGGUCCUAUGACAGCAUCCACAAGUUCAAGCUGACCCUCGAUGGCUGCGUCAAGGCCUGUGGCACUACCAAGCCUGACUGCAAAUCCAUUACCUACGACGAGACCAACGGCAUCUGCUACUUCUCCAAGUUCGACAUCAAGACCACCAAGGUCCAGCAACAGGCCACUGGCUACAAGUUCUACGAUGCGGGCUGUGGCUUUGCCAACUCCGCUGGCGGUGCCAUUUGUGGUCGCCAGGGCUGGCGCCAGAACUCGGCUGCUACCAGCUACGACAGUGUCCACAAGGGUGCCCUUGACCGCAAGAACUGUGUCGCCGCUUGUGGUACUACCAAGGCUGAGUGCAAGGCCGUAGCCUAUGACGAGACCAACGGUAUCUGCUACUUCUUCAAGCACACCGCCACCACUAUCAACCCAGCUGAUGCUGGUAAGGGCUUUGCCUGGUACGAUGCUCGUUGCCUUGACUGCCCUGCCACCGCCCAGGCCUCUUAA
This is a messenger RNA of Fusarium poae, 651 nucleotides long. RefSeq lists its product as uncharacterized. NCBI's taxonomy places the organism in Eukaryota, Fungi, Ascomycota, Sordariomycetes, Hypocreales, Nectriaceae. Bases 1 to 651 code for a protein of 216 amino acids. The record is from RefSeq and is a predicted model, not a curated record. The transcript has a single exon.